AUGGCCCGUCAGUUGGACUCUGGCAUAAUGACCGCUGCGCCGACCGAGUGUCCAAGUUUUGAACUGACCCCGAGCAACUUGGAACCACGUGACGCUACUGUGUUGGUUGGCGUACCUUCCAUUCGAUUUCCCAGUGCUGCCGAAGUAGCCGCCUUGUCAGCAUUUGGAAGUCAGCUUGCAUCAGCUCGAUUCAGUGACACCGUGUUUGCCACAGAUGAAUAUCUGGGGCCAAACUCAUUGUUCUCUGACUUUGGAGCGCUGGAAUUCGUUGGCCGCUAUUUUAUCAAGCUGCAAAGUGAUAUGAACCAGAACGACAUGUUAGCCUUGCUGGAGAAGCUUCAUCGCAUUGUUAAUUCACAGCUCUGGUCUUUCAAGGUCAGCCAACCAACUAUGCGUCGCGUGUUGAAUUCGCUGGCCAUCGCUGAUUGGACAAGUGAUGUUCUGGAGACAGCUUGGUUGCUGUAUGACGAAAGCCUGAACGAGGCAGUCUCUAGGCAGAAAACGGCAUACAGAAAGGCACAACCGUUUCUCAUAAGCGCGGAGGUCAAAUGUAAGGAUCACCAGAAUCUAGGAAGGAGUGGACUGGGGCUUCGGAAGAUGGGCAGUCAGUGGCAAGGUCAGCUUGUCGUUACUGAUGGUCCCAGGAACGUCCACACAAUUCAGGACGGUCGAGGAUCGAAAAGAGUAAGCGGUGCUCAGCUUCGGAAGCGGCAUGGUACACCGAAAGAGCUGUCGAAUAUACCAGCUUCUGGGACCAACCUAACGGAUGUCGGUGGCACGCAAGCGGCCCCUAAAGGGGAUGGCUGUCUUGGGAUUGUUUCUGCUUAUGAGGCUGUCAAAACAACUGUAUUGGCACUUGGACAGCUCAUAGUGACUGACCAGUGGCCGGACUCAAUUAACGGCAGCGAAAUGGACUUGUGUAACGUCUGCCCACCAAAGUUGGAUGUCAGCACCCGGUACUAUAGGUUCGCUGACGCAGUCACAAAGCUACCGUCACGGAUCGGUGCAGCUGGAGAGAUUGUAUUCAACGGCUCUGUCUUCAACCAUAACGCCAGGGUUCGACUGAUGCGGUGUGAUACGGAUGGUUCUGAGUCAAACACCCUUUGUGAAGAUAUGACAGAAAUGAGAGGUGCUUCAGUGUCCAGAGGGAGAAGCACUUUGUUCAACGGAUGCGGAAUGUACUUACAGCACCGUACCAUAAAAGAAACUAUUCACAAGGUUGCUGAAAACUAUUCGGCAGCCCACGACCGGUUUCGCCCCUCUUAG
Opisthorchis viverrini is the source of this 1266-nucleotide messenger RNA. RefSeq lists its product as hypothetical. The transcript has 6 exons. NCBI's taxonomy places the organism in Eukaryota, Metazoa, Platyhelminthes, Trematoda, Opisthorchiida, Opisthorchiidae. Bases 1 to 1266 code for a protein of 421 amino acids. The record is from RefSeq and is a predicted model, not a curated record.